This is a messenger RNA of Mycosarcoma maydis (corn smut), 1050 nucleotides long. RefSeq lists its product as uncharacterized. NCBI's taxonomy places the organism in Eukaryota, Fungi, Basidiomycota, Ustilaginomycetes, Ustilaginales. The transcript has a single exon. The coding region runs from base 1 to 1050 and encodes 349 amino acids. The record is from RefSeq and is a predicted model, not a curated record. Gene Ontology annotation, biological process: chromatin organization. Gene Ontology annotation, cellular component: nucleus.
AUGUCGCAGUCACAGUCCGAAUUGCGCCGUCAAGGCAAGCACGAGAAGGCACGUGCCAAGAUGAUGGAGGACUUUGAGCGACAGAAGGCGGAUCUGGUCAAGGAGUCGGAGCGCAACCGCACAGGAGCGGAUCGGUUUGUCGGCAAGAACGAUUCCAUGGAGGAUGCACUGAAGAAGUCGACGAUCGGUCUCGUACAUCUUGAGGAUUUCCAGAAACUCCGAUCGGAGCUCGAAGAGGAAAAGAAGCGAGAAGCGGCACGUACCAACGAGCUCAAAGCUCACGACAAGGCGACCAAGAAGAACAAACAGGUGAAAAAGGAACGCGCAAAGCUUUCCUUUGCGUACGAUGAUGAGGAAGAGCAAGGCGGAGCAGGACCUUCAAUACCUAAGCUGGAAACGAGCGCCAAGAGGAAGCGGAGGUCAGAUGACAAUGCUGUUGAUGGCGACAAUGUCGAUCAACUCGACAAGGACCUAUCUCCUUUGACAAAAAAGACCAGCCUCAAAAACCCCAAUGUUGACACCUCCUUCCUUCCGGAUCGAGAUAGGGAAGAGGCACAACGUCGCAUGCGCGAGGAGUUGCGCCAGGAAUGGCUCCGAAAGCAAGAGGAAUUGAAACAGGAAGACGUCGAAAUCACCUAUUCCUACUGGGAUGGCACAGGCCAUCGAAAGACAGUGCUUUGUAAAAAGGGAGACACGAUUGCCCACUUCCUAGAGAAAUGCCGCCAGCAAGUGUCCGAGUUGCGCGGCGUGUCGGUGGACAGCAUGAUGUACAUCAAGGAGGAUCUCAUCAUUCCACACCAUUACAGCUUCUACGACUUUAUCGUCAACAAAGCAAGGGGAAAGUCGGGACCAUUGUUCAACUUUGAUGUACACGACGAUAUCCGUUUGGUCGCUGAUGCCAGUGUGGAAAAAGACGAGUCUCACGCUGGCAAGGUUGUCGAAAGAACUUUUUAUAAUCGCAACAAGCAUGUCUGGCCUUACAGUCGUUGGGAGGUUUACGAUCCGAAGAAGGACUAUGGCAACUACACGAUUCACGACCGAAAGAAGUAA